UUUUUCCUGUUUACAUCAGAAGCCUGCGAGCUAACGCACAGAAAUAAUCGGCUACAGGAUUACUGACAUAAUGCCUGAUAGCUGAUGAGUUUCAUACAUUAAUCGUUGCUUCCUGCUGUUUUUUGGGGGGGGAGUUGCCAUGGUUUCGGUUUGCCGGUGUUGUCUUUGGUUGCCUUCACAGCUUCUCCUCCUCCUCCUGCUGUUGCUGCGGUGGCCCGGGCUGCUGGUGGCCGCAGAUCAGCUUGCUUUGGUGGAGGUUUUCCUGGAGCAGCAGCCCGCUGCAAGCGCCCUUCUCCGGGGGGAGGUGGUGGAGUCCGGCAGAGGCAGCAGGAGCUCAGAGAGCAGAAACGAGGAGCUGGAAGGGAACCUGGUGUUGGUUCGAGAUGAUGAGACGCAGCAAAGCAGCGGAGGAGGAGAUGAGGACAACAGCAACCAGCAGGAGCCUUGGAUCGGGGUUGUACCCAUGGAGAUGGAUGACAGCAAAGCCUCCACUGGGAACCAGGAGUCGUUUGCAGAUGCAGUGGUCAAUAAGAUGAAGCGGGCUUUGGUCCUUGGAGCAUCAGCACUGAUCAUCUUGGCUCUCAACCAGAACACAGUCAGCGAGAUGGAUUUGUCUCAGGUUCUCUCCAAGCCCAUCAUAGUGAUCCAGACAUCGGAAAAUGUCACCAAGCUGAUUGGAGCUCUGCUAAGGGGUCUACGGGCGACGGCAAAAAUCACAUAUGAGACGAUCCUACAGGACAACUUGGGAGCCACGCUCACCCUGUGGUCCAGCUGCGGCAGAUCGAGGGGAGGUGUGUACGGAGAGUGGCAGGGGGUCAUCUGCACGGGAGAGACCAACUCUCAGGUCCAGAAGUACUUGCAGCAGCUGUGGGACACCGUCCUCCUGGUGGCUCUGAUCCUCUGUACCGGAGUCAUUGUCCAGGCUCGCUGGCAGUAUCAGGUCAACCAGCUGAACGACAACUCAGAGCUUCUUCCCAAGCAGGACAUUCUGAAGAGAAUGUCGUCUCUGAAAACCAAAACAUACCGUCGGCCCAAACCCUGGUGCAACCCGGCCCAGCAGACAGAGGCGGAGAACUGUGCCGUCUGCCUGGAGCCGUUCAACAACAACCAGUGUCUGCGGGUGCUGCCGUGUCUACAUGAGUACCACAGGGAUUGCAUCGACCCCUGGCUGCUACUGCAGCACACCUGCCCUCUGUGCAAACGCAGCAUCCUCAACAGCGUCUGCAGAGACAGUUAACGGCCGUUUCACCUCCUGCAUACGCUCCAAACUGACCUCAUCCCAACUCUUCCUCCUUCCGGCUCCGCAGCCUGGCAGCAGAUCCAACCUUAAAGCAGCAGCUGAUCGGCCUCAUCCAAGCUGGCGGUAGAAAACGUCGUGUCAUGAAGUAGUGUGAUGAUACUGUUGUGCUCUCCCUGGGAACGUCUGUUACUUUAAAAACGUGGGGAUUAUUUCCAGAAGUGAUCAUGUGAGUCGUUUCAGUCCAGACUGGUGAACAUUUAAUGUGUACAAACAGAAAACCUCUGUGUGUUUAUUUGCUUCAUGGACAGACUGUUGCUGUUCUCCUUAGCUCCUAAACGGACGUUAACACCUGGGCGAUCAGAGUGACCCAGUUGGCUGCUUUGAUUCUGUUAUCACCUUGACUUUGUGUGCUUUUUAUUUCCCUUCCAUACUUUAAAAUGGGCACUUCUGUUCAGAUGUUUACAUACAUCAUGGAACGUCUUUCUUCCAGAGUGAAAAGAUUAACUUAUUGAUAUUGCUUAAACAUACUGGAACAAGUCACUAAUUUUGGGCUAAAUCUCCCAUAAAAAGAUUGUGCAGUCAGCAAGUUUAAGAAAAAAUUACAGAAAUUGAUUGGUUUCCUAAUCCAUCUUCCAAAGAGUCUAAAAGAAUUCUAAUUUUUCACAUAUAUGCUCAGUGUUGGCCUGAUUAUUUCUGUGCGGAAGCAGUUUUGAUAGGACCUGUGCCCAAUAGAAGAAACUAAUUAUUUCUAGGUUAAAACAAUAUGAGCCAAACUGUCCCAAUCAGUUAUUUGGAACCGGAUCAGGGUGAUCUAGAAAGACUAAGAACGAGGAGAACUCUAGUGUCACCACCAACGAUGAAGCACAUCUCAGUUUCCACCUGGAAAAUAGCCACCUUAAAACAAACUGUUCAAGAUGAGAUUAAAUUCUUUCUAAUAAGCCAUUUUCAAUCAACCUCAAGAUGAAAGGUUCAGGACAUAAGCUUCACCUCAACAAUAAAUGUGAAAGGAGGAGCUGGUGGAUGGGUUUCCAACCUGUGAGAACUGUAGCAACUUUGAAGCAUGGUGGGGGUCACGUCAUGCUAUGGUACUUUCUUGCUCUUGGUGGUCCUCUUGCAUUGCAAAAGGUUGGUGGAUUGAAAAAGAAACACCUUUAAAUUCAUCUCUAAUCAUCAGAUAGAUAAUCUUGGCUGACACAUGAAGACAGCUUCCAGGAAGCAGGCUCGGUAAUACUUUAAUGAUGGGUGAAGUUUGUUUGAAAGUCCAGUUAAUGGCAUGAAGCUUGUUUACGGCUCAAAAAAAAAAAAAAACAUACGGACCAAGUGUGACCUGCUAUACAUUUAUCCAAACUUUCCUUUGGGUUCUACUAUCUCAGCCUUUCUGAACAGCAUAUUUUUGACCCCAUUUGGAUUAUAACAUACAAAAUAUUUCUAUCUGGUUGUCUGCUCAUUCCACUCUGGAAAAAAAAAAAAAGGCCCAAACAAGUUAGUAUGGACUGUUAGUGGUGUUGGUAACAGUUACUUCUGGAUGGACUAAUGUUGGAUGGAGGGAACACAGACCAUAAGAUGUGAAACAGAGUUCUCCUUUUUGUUGAGAUGAAAGACAUGCGGUCAAUCGCUGCCUGACAGCCUUUAACCACUACUUAUUUAAUAUUAAAUUGUAAUUCUUAAAAAUUAACAUAUUUUUAUAUUUAUUCUUUUAACUUUGACAUUUUCACGUAUUUUAUCACUGAUCAAAUGCCUAACAACCUAAGGAGGGAUUUUAGCAGCAGGAAAAAGAAUUUGCUUUCUCUGAGGUAAAUUUUUAGAAGAAUAAACUGACAGGUAAAUAGGCGUUUUAAGACCACUAAGGUGACGCUGUAGGCAGAAAAUCUGCAUCUUAAUACGACAUGCAGUUUACCUUUAAAAUCUGGUAUUUGGAACUAAGUAGAGUAGAUAACAGCAUCAUUGUGCAACACAGCAUAAGCGCUGGGAUGAAGCUGAAAAGGCUCUGAAAAUUAGCCCAAAAAUGUCCAAAAGCAAUUGGGAAGAAAAAAUUACAAUCCCUAUGGGUCUGUAUUAUUAACUGCUUUUACAUAGAUUCAAAAAGAAUUUAAAAUAUUAAAAAAAAAUUAUGUUAAGAAGCUGAAACAGCAGUUAAAAUCCAAAGAAUUUGAAAAGUUUUUAAGGAGUGUCAGUGUCUGAACGCAUCACUUCAGGCUGAAGAUUCUUGCUCAUCACUGUAAACUUUAGGAGUUAAAGUCUGUGCAGUAAGGAGACAUUGAUGAGUUAUGCACGCCCCCUGUUGGUGAUAUUUAUAUGCAGAUAUUUGCCAGAUAUUUGACCAAAUAUCCACUUAAAUUAAAAGCGCUAAUAAUCAGUCCAGGGAGGUUUCUGCUCCCUGAACAGUGGAAUACAGAGGUUCUUCAUCUGUUCACUGCUUACAGUCUUCCUAAAAGCUGCAUUUUAACCAGGCAGGCACUUUAUGCUUGAUGGGAUCAAUGUGUUUCAUGCAGGGUGGUAUAAUUUAGCAGGGUCUGAUUUGUCCAAAGUUUAGCAGGACUCUAAACUCUGAUUUCACCUGCUGCAGAAGAAUUCACUACAAAGACAUUUUUUUUUUUAUAUAUAUAUAUAUGCAUUUUUUCACAAACGAGUCAAACUAGAAGGAUGUCAAAACCACUGCAUU
Cyprinodon variegatus (sheepshead minnow) is the source of this 3902-nucleotide messenger RNA. It is a transcript of the gene rnf215, whose product is annotated as ring finger protein 215. Gene Ontology annotation, molecular function: ubiquitin protein ligase activity. Gene Ontology annotation, biological process: ubiquitin-dependent protein catabolic process. Lineage: Eukaryota; Metazoa; Chordata; Actinopteri; Cyprinodontiformes; Cyprinodontidae. The coding region runs from base 140 to 1237 and encodes 365 amino acids. The transcript is spliced from 10 exons. The record is from RefSeq and is a predicted model, not a curated record.